AAGGAGUUCUAUCUGCUUUUCAGUCACGUUAUCACACGUGCUUGUUCAGGAGCAAAAGGUUACCCAACGGGGCUCAUUUGGCAGUAGCCCUGGAUCAGAGACAAUUCGCCCCUCCCAGAGUCUCUCACAACUUCAGUCUCAUUGACAUAAAAACAUCCGCCAACUUGGAGUAUCUCUCAGAUCACUCAGCAUGGCGCCUGCAAGCCAAAUGAGCUAUCAGAAGGACGAGCGAGUCCUUUGCUUUCACCAUGAGAUCCUCUACGAAGCCAAAAUUCUCGAUUUAAGGCACAUUGAUCCCGAAGACCGUAAGAGUCCGUUUGAGUAUCUUGUCCAUUACAAGGGGUGGAAGAACACGUGGGACGAUUGGGUCCCGCAGGAUCGACUCCGUAAAUUUACAGAUGAGAAUCGGGAAUUAGCCACGACUCUCCGUCGUGAGGCCGAGGCAGCAUUUCGGCAGAAAAAUGUGAAACCCGCUGUGAAGAAACGAGGCGGCUCCGAUCGCAGUUCCGCCCGGGGCAGUGAGGAGAGGCAAACUUCAGUCCCGGGUCGCGGGACGAAGAGAGCUCGAGAAAAUGACAUUGAAAAGGAGGAGAGCUUCUAUGUGCGGCCUUCAGUGCGGAUUGUCAUGCCCGACAAUCUGAAAUCUCUACUCGUGGAUGACUGGGAGAACAUCACUAAGAACCAGCAAGUGGUGGCUCUGCCUGCAAAGUGCUCAGUCAGCCAGAUAUUGGAUGACUACGUCAAGGAGGAGAAGCCUAGGCGGACGAGUACGGCCGACUUGGACGUGCUAGAUGAAAUAGUAAUGGGGAUUCGCGAGUACUUCUACAAGGCGCUCGACAAGAUCCUUCUCUACCGCUUCGAACGAGAACAGUAUCGUGUGAUCCGCAAGAGAUGGGAGGACGGCAAUGGGGAAUGGGCUGACAAAGGUCCCCUCGAGACUUAUGGCGCUGAGCAUCUGACGCGGCUCUUCGCCACCAUGCCGGAGCUCAUUGCACAAACGAAUAUGGACGCUCAAUCCACGAACAGACUUCGGGAGGAGCUUUCCAAGUUCACGAUGUGGUUGAGUCGAAACUCUGCUAAAUAUUUUUCAACCAGGUACACGAAUGCCAGCAACGAGUAUAUUGAAAAGUCACGCGGUGCUCCGAACCCGGCUCCAGCCACCGCUACAUCGCGUCUUGUCUAGCGGAAAGAAUGCGGU
Aspergillus saccharolyticus JOP 1030-1 is the source of this 1198-nucleotide messenger RNA. Its product is annotated as MRG family protein. The transcript is spliced from 4 exons. Bases 191 to 1183 code for a protein of 330 amino acids. The record is from RefSeq and is a predicted model, not a curated record. Gene Ontology annotation, cellular component: NuA4 histone acetyltransferase complex; nucleus; Rpd3S complex. Gene Ontology annotation, biological process: chromatin organization; regulation of DNA-templated transcription. Lineage: Eukaryota; Fungi; Ascomycota; Eurotiomycetes; Eurotiales; Aspergillaceae.